This is a messenger RNA of Vigna unguiculata (cowpea), 108 nucleotides long. Lineage: Eukaryota; Viridiplantae; Streptophyta; Magnoliopsida; Fabales; Fabaceae. The record is from the annotation of a RefSeq genome assembly.
AUGGAAGCUUUGGUUUAUACAUUCCUCUUAGUCUCAACUUUAGGAAUUAUUUUUUUCGCGAUUUUUUUUAGAGAACCUCCUAAAGUUCCGACGAAAAAGGUCAAAUAA